Messenger RNA from Topomyia yanbarensis, 3256 nucleotides. It is a transcript of the gene Hmt-1, whose product is annotated as ATP-binding cassette sub-family B member 6. Gene Ontology annotation, cellular component: membrane. The record is from RefSeq and is a predicted model, not a curated record. The transcript has 5 exons. Gene Ontology annotation, molecular function: ATP hydrolysis activity; ATP binding; heme binding. Gene Ontology annotation, biological process: heme transport; transmembrane transport. The coding region runs from base 312 to 2870 and encodes 852 amino acids. NCBI's taxonomy places the organism in Eukaryota, Metazoa, Arthropoda, Insecta, Diptera, Culicidae.
CGAAUCAAGAGUGCAUCGCGAUGCAGUUUCUGAAACGAAGUUUCUAUUCGGUUUAGAAAAAACAAAACUCAUUCUCUUGCCGAUCGUUUCGUUACUCUGUUGAUGGUGCCGCUUGUUCUCGGCUCGGCAGGCCGUGUAAUUGUGUAUCAGUGAUAAAAACCAACGAUGAAGUGCGUUUCCUCACCGUGCUAAACUGAUUAUAUUGAUAGUAUUCUAGUGAUCAAAAGUGUCUGCUACUUGCUACAAAGUGUAGAAUUGCGAAGUUAUUUUCACCGUGAGAAAGACGUGGCCUCGGGCCAGUUCAAAGUACGAUGCAGCCUCCGCUACAAUUUUGCCCGACCAAUGUGUCGAUGUCGGUCAUCUGGUUUAACCAUGGCAUCUCGCAGUGCUUUCUGGAUACCGUAUCUGCAGCUACGAUCGGUGGCUUUCUGCUACUCUUUGGUACCAUCCAGUUGAUUAUGUACCGACGCUACGGCACCGAAACCAACCCAUCGCAGAUCGGUCCCUCUAAGAUGUACAAUUUUCAGCUGUUUCUGUUGGUGCUGCUACCGCUGCUAGCUGUAGUACGGUUUAUUCUGGAAGGAUUUGUAUAUGAGGACGCUCAAGUGUACGGAUUCAUGAUCUUCUCGGUGUGCGUUAUCCUGUUUAUGUAUCCAUAUUCUAUUCUACUACUGGUGAAGGAACGGUAUUACUUGCUACCGUCGGUUCCAACCCGUGGUCAUGGUUUGGUUCUACUAAUGUUCUGGACAUUACUGUUCAUUGCUCAAAACCUAUUGUUCGUUAAUCUCAAUUACGAAAAAGCGUGGUUCCAUCUCAGUACCGUGAAGGAUAAAAUCGAAUUUACUCUGUUCGUGCUACGCUACACGGCCACUCUAUUUGUCUUUGUGAUCGGUCUUAAGGCACCGGCAAUUACCUCUGUCCAGCUUGGUGACGAGUAUCAAAACCUUCCGGAGGAGCAAGAAAAUCGAUCAACUUUUCGGAAUGGAAUACAGAAAAUGCGUACACUGAUGCCCUUUCUAUGGCCUAAAAAGGACGUCAUGCUGCAGAUUCGCGUCCUAGUCUGCUUCGGUUUACUUCUGGGCGGUCGCGUCAUCAAUCUGUACGUUCAGAUCUAUAACAUGAAGAUCGUUGACAGCCUAUCGAAGCAGCCGGUCGAUUUCCGCUGGGACUGGAUCCUUUUGUACGUUGGCUUCAAGUUUCUACAGGGCGGCGGAACCGGUUCUAUGGGAUUGCUGAAUAAUUUGCGGAGUUUCCUGUGGAUUCGAAUCCAGCAGUACACUACGCGGGAAAUUGAGGUGGAACUGUUUGCCCAUCUGCACAGUUUGUCGCUGCGCUGGCACCUGAAUCGUAAAACCGGUGAGGUGCUACGUGUGAUGGAUCGCGGCACCGAUAGUAUCAACAAUCUGCUGAACUACAUUUUGUUCUCGAUUACACCGACUAUUGUGGACAUUCUCGUUGCGGUUAUAUUCUUCGUUUUGGCGUUCAACUGGUGGUUCGGAUUGAUCGUGUUUGUCACGAUGGCGUUGUAUAUUGCGGCUACCAUCAUGGUGACAGAAUGGCGCACCAAGUUCCAGCGACGUAUGAACCUAGCGGACAACGAUCAGAAAGCACGUAGUGUCGAUUCGCUGUUGAACUUUGAAACCGUCAAAUACUACGGUGCCGAGAAGUACGAAGUGGAUUGCUACCGAGCAGCUAUCCUGAAAUUCCAGGCUGAAGAGUGGCGUUCCUCGAUUACCCUCAACAUCCUCAACACGAUGCAAAAUGUCGUCGUGUGUGUGGGUUUACUGGCGGGCUCACUGCUGUGCGCCUAUUUGGUCGUAUACGAAGAGGGCCUAACGGUUGGUAGUUAUGUUCUGUUUGCCAGUUACAUCAUCCAGCUAUACGUACCACUGAACUGGUUCGGGACAUUCUACAGAGCUAUUCAGAAGAAUUUCGUCGACAUGGAAAACAUGUUCGAUCUGAUGCACGAGGAUCAGGAAAUAAUUGACGCUCCCGGUGCUGAUGCGUUGGCAGUCAUCCGAGGUGGUUCUAUUGAUUUUUCAGAUGUCACCUUCGGCUACACCCCGGAGCGGUUUGUAUUACGCAAUGUUAACUUUACGGUUCCGGCGGGUAAAACGGUAGCCAUCGUUGGCCCAUCCGGUGCGGGCAAGAGUACGAUCAUGCGUUUACUGUUCCGUUUCUACGAUGUCGAAAGUGGAUCUAUUUUUAUUGAUGGUCAAAACAUAAAAACAGUCAAGCAGGCUUCGCUCAGGAAAGCCAUUGGUGUUGUUCCCCAGGACACGGUACUGUUCAACAACACUAUCAAGUACAACAUUCAGUAUGGUCGAGUAGAUGCCCCGGAUGUGGAUGUGAUAUUGGCUGCAAAGAGUGCCGACAUCCAUGACAAGAUUCUUACCUUCCCUGAACAGUACGACACCCAGGUGGGUGAACGGGGUCUUCGGUUGAGUGGGGGUGAAAAACAACGAGUGGCCAUCGCGCGUACCAUACUCAAGUCGCCAUUCAUUGUACUGUUGGAUGAAGCGACCAGUGCGUUAGAUACCCAGACCGAACGGAACAUUCAAUCGGCACUGGCAAAGGUCUGUGCUAACCGUACGACACUUGUCAUUGCGCAUCGUCUGUCGACAAUCAUUCAUUCGGAUGAGAUUCUAGUCCUGAAAGAUGGUAUAAUCGUCGAGCGUGGUCAGCACGAAUCGCUGCUCGAAAGGCAAGGCGUUUAUGCUGAUAUGUGGAAUCAGCAGUUGAAGAACUUGGACUCGGGAAAUGGUAAACAGACGCAGCAGGCGCUGAAUAAUGGCACUAUGGUAGGAGGACCAAUCACGAACAACCCUCCAGCUGCGCCUGUUAACCAUGGUCAUCAUCACCAUCAUUAGAAGACUGUAGAUUCGUAUGUAAAACGUGCGAAGUAUUUGUUUAUUGGAAGCUAUUUUUCCAAAGGAUGGACAGUUCGGUUGAGUUUAUCUGUUGAAUGUGGAUGUUUCAAGUAACAAAAUUCCUAAAGUUGACGGACGCACUAAAAGCAUUGUGCCUGCUAGGUGGAUCAAUUAUUAUAUUACUAGAUAUGUGAAUUGCAGGUUUUUAUCUUCGUACGGCGAUAGUGACCUUAUAGUUAAGAGUGAUGUACAAAGAAAUCUGGCCGAGGGUCGAAAUUAAAUAUCUGUUUGAGAGUAGUUUUACUACAUACUUCAUAGUUAACUUAUUAUGCACUACUUUGUUUAUUUCACUUUGAAUGUGAAUAGUGUAUGGAGUGAACAAUAUA